Messenger RNA from Lodderomyces elongisporus, 2646 nucleotides. RefSeq names its product Mg(2+) transporter (gene ALR1). Gene Ontology annotation, cellular component: plasma membrane. The coding region runs from base 1 to 2646 and encodes 881 amino acids. Gene Ontology annotation, biological process: magnesium ion transmembrane transport; intracellular magnesium ion homeostasis. NCBI's taxonomy places the organism in Eukaryota, Fungi, Ascomycota, Pichiomycetes, Serinales, Debaryomycetaceae. The transcript has a single exon. The record is from RefSeq and is a predicted model, not a curated record. Gene Ontology annotation, molecular function: magnesium ion transmembrane transporter activity.
AUGUCUGACCACGAAAGCUUUGAAAGCGCACACCAUGCUGCAGCACCUAUGAAGGCAGACGAAUUUGCCUUGAAUGACCAUCGUGCAGUUGAGGAACAUAAUGCUCAUACAGCUAUCAACGAAAAUGUCAUUGUGGAGGAUACCACAGACAUUCGUGGACCUCAUUCACCACUUGCAACUUCACCCGCAGCAAAAGCGGCAGCACAGGCUAACCCACCACCAAUCCAACAACAACAACAACAACAAACAUCAUCGUCAUCUGCACAUUCACCAUCAUUACCAUCAUCUACAACAGUAGUUCAAGGUGAAAUUGGAAGAAGAAGACUGACUAGAAGACGCUCUUCUGCAAAUGAGAAGCCAUCUUUCAUGACUACAUUGAGAAGAGAUUUCUACCUCAAAGAUGACGACGAUGUAAUGCCAAUCAUAAACAACCCACAUAACGGAAGAUCAAGGCGCAGGUCGACUCUUGAAAACUUGCAACCAAUAAUCAAAAAGAAAACUAUGAGAAGCAACUCAAACAAUUUGGAAACUGAUUUGCUCAGUCCCAUGACCAAGACAAAAACUGUUGAUAGUUUUAACAACAACAACAAUAAUAAUAAUAACAAUAGCAACGUCAACAACGUUAACAACAACAAUAACAACAAUGCUAGGGAUAAGGACGAGGACAAUAGAGGUCGCAGAGGAUCGAAGUCUUCUAUUGACUCUGACGAUUCCCACGCUUCGAGGUCUUCUCAAGAGACUGAAGAAGAUGUCUGUUUUCCCAUGAUGCGCGAGCACAUUAGAAUCAACGGAAUCGAUUUUGAUGAAAUUGAUGAGUUUAUCAGAGAAGAAAGGGAUGAAGCCGCAAUGCAACAAGAGUUUAUUUCUCGCAAUAAGCUGACAAUUGAAGAGCUUGAGCCACACGAAAAAAAUAGGUCAACUUCCUUGAGCAGACAAAAGACCCAAAGCCAAGCAGCAAUGAAGUAUACACCAAGAAAUAUCUUGAAAAGUUUUUCAAAAUUUGAAGAAGUACAAGAUACUGAAACAACAACUUCUUCAUCAGACGAAGUCAAGUUUAAAAAAGAAGCGAAUAUUAUUGAUGAAGACGACUCGUCUUCAGAGCAAGUGAAGUUUGGCGGUGCAAGAAUUUCUGAUGGCACUAGCACCCAAGGAAGUCUCCCCGAUAGAUUUUCAUUCUUUCAUUCAGAAUCGGAAGAGACCGUUCACGCACCAGAUAUCCCAUCUUUGGUCACCAAUGGCCAAUCGAUUCGCGAGUUGUUUCGCGAUGGACAAGAGACAUGGUGGUUGGAUUGCACUUGCCCUACCGAUGCAGAGAUGAAAAUGUUGGCUAAAGCUUUUGGGAUCCAUCCUUUGACAGCAGAGGAUAUUAGGAUGCAGGAAACGCGUGAGAAAGUUGAGCUUUUCAAGAGCUACUACUUUGUUUGUUUCCACACUUUUGAACCAGAUAAAGAAUCAGAGGAUUAUUUGGAACCCAUCAACGUGUAUAUUGUCGUGUUUCGCGAUGGUAUUCUUACAUUCCAUUUCUCGCCAAUCUCCCAUCCGGCAAAUGUGAGAAGAAGAGUUCGUCAAUUAAGGGAUUACGUUGACGUUACCGCUGACUGGCUUUGUUAUGCUAUGAUUGAUGACAUUACCGAUGGAUUUGCACCCGUCAUUCAUGGUAUCGAGUACGAGGCAGACGCAAUUGAAGAUGCAGUCUUUGUCGCAAGAGACACAGAUUUCUCAAAUAUGUUGCAAAGGAUUGGCGAAUCAAGACGCAAAGUGAUGACUUUGAUGCGACUUCUUUCCGGCAAAGCAGACGUUAUCAAAAUGUUUGCCAAGAGAUGUCAAGACGAGCUUGCCCUGGGAUACCAAAAACAACUUAGGCAACAGCAACAGCAGCAACAUCAAUAUCAGCAACAAUAUCAACCCCAGUAUCCAUACGUUGCUCCACAACCAACUACUACCUCCACAACCACCAAUGCUGGCGCAGAUGCAACGUUUGGACCAGGACCCACUCCAGUUGGAAUUGGUGCAAGUUUCACUUCGUCUACAUCUCCCACGCCAGGAGCUCAACAACCGCAUCAACCGCAACAAGCUUAUACUGGAGCAGCCGUACCACCACCACCACCACUACCAUUCAUUCAGCCAUCUCCAUUUCAAACCAACUGGACACAAAACAAUUCUGACAAUGCACGUCCCCGUGCAGAUAUUGCUUUAUAUCUCGGUGAUAUUCAAGAUCAUAUAAUUACAAUGUUUCAAAACUUGCUUGCUUACGAAAAAAUCUUUAGUCGUUCUCACUCCAACUACUUGGCCCAAUUGCAGGUUGAAAGCUUUAACUCAAACAAUAAGAUUUCAGAAAUGUUUUCCAAGGUGACUAUUAUCGGUACCAUGCUUGUGCCACUUAACUUGGUUACAGGUAUGUUUGGUAUGAAUGUGAGAGUUCCUGGUGAACAAGGCAGUAUCGCAUGGUUUUUUGGAAUUUUGGGUGUUCUUAUUGUAGUGAUCAUAGUGAGUAUUUUUUUGGCCAAUUGGUGGUUGAAAAGAAUGAAUAGAAAGCUAAAUAGCGAACCCCGACCUGUUUUUAAUUCACGUCGGAGCAUCAGAAGUUUGGGAUUGAAGAGACAUAGUGCAAAGUCAAUUAUCAGCUUCCCCAAUAAAUAUGAUUGA